Messenger RNA from Misgurnus anguillicaudatus (oriental weatherfish), 4796 nucleotides. RefSeq names its product sema domain, immunoglobulin domain (Ig), transmembrane domain (TM) and short cytoplasmic domain, (semaphorin) 4Ab (gene sema4ab). Gene Ontology annotation, cellular component: plasma membrane. The record is from RefSeq and is a predicted model, not a curated record. NCBI's taxonomy places the organism in Eukaryota, Metazoa, Chordata, Actinopteri, Cypriniformes, Cobitidae. Gene Ontology annotation, biological process: axon guidance; semaphorin-plexin signaling pathway; positive regulation of cell migration. Gene Ontology annotation, molecular function: chemorepellent activity; semaphorin receptor binding.
GAGCUUUCACUUGGAGAGCCAUUUUUUCCUUCCUUCAUUGACUCAUCCUUCUUCCUCCAUGGAAUAACACGAGCUACCUGCUUGCACGCAAAUGCCACCGUUGUUUUUUUCUCAGGGCAUCACUGAACACAAAGGCAGAUUCUUUCCAUCUUAUCCUGACGUAAGGCUUGUGUUACUGACUCUGUUUCUCUGUGUUAUUACUCUGUUUACAGAUGAGAUGACAGCAGACUCCUUCAGCAGUCGGAGAUUUCCCUGCGAGAUACACAGUGCUGACAGGUCAGGACAAGAAAAGCGAACGAUAGACCAGUCUUUGGAUUUAGCGGUUUAGUGGUUGUUCAACAGGAUGAUGCAGACAGUAUCUAUCUGGUUCUGUCUGUCUCUUCUGCCCAUCUUCAGCACCUGUUGGGCACAUGUCAUCCCCCGUCUCUCUUUUCCUUUGGGUAGUCCGGGUCGUUCUCUCGCUGUCUUUACAAGCCCUGAUGUUUCCAACAGCACCACACUGUUGCUUAGCAACGACGAAGGCACCUUAUUCGUCGGAGCGCGAGAUGCUGUGAUGUCCAUAGAUGUCAGUCAAACUGGUACUAUGACAAUGAAGGAGAAGAUCGACUGGUCACCCCCGAAUUUAGAUCUAAAGGCCUGUUCAAUGAAAGGCAACCAGGAGGCCGAUUGUCACAACUUCGUGAGGGUUUUGCAAGUGCUGAACUCCACACACAUGUACGCCUGUGGAACUUUUGCCUUCAAUCCUCGCUGCAUCUACAUCAUUUCAAAGACAUUCUCGGUGGCUACAGGCCCCAGCAAUAAGCCAGAAGAAGGCAGAGGCCGCUGUCCGUACGACCCUUACCAGAGGAACACAGCCAUCGCUGUGGAUGGGGAACUGUAUACAGGAACUGUGGCAGAUUACAGAGGCAUUCGACCGGUCAUCUCACGACACUUGAGUGAAGGAAGCCAUGUUGAUCUGAAACUAGAUGAUACACCUGGGUGGCUGGAAGAUCCUACAUUCAUCAGCUCCACUUAUAUUCCUAGUGAGGAGAAGGUCUAUUUCUUCUUUAGGGAAACUGGAAAUGAGUACGAUUUUAUUGACAAGUUUACAGUGUCUCGCAUUGCGCAGGUUUGCACUAGCGAUGUGGGUGGGCAGCGAACUCUCCAAAAACGCUGGACCACCUUUGCCAAGGCUCAGCUACGUUGUCAAGCUGCCCAAGAGCUGCCGUACAACGUCCUGCAGGAUAUAGUCAGUGUCCCAGCACCAGAGGGCGCCUCUGAGGACGAAACACUUUUCUUUGGCAUUUUCGGUUCUCAGUGGCGGGUGAAUGCGGGUCGCUCUGCGAUAUGUGCUUUCACACUCAGAAACAUCAAGGAGGUGUUCGCAGGAAAUUACAAGUACUUGAACCGGGACGCUCAGAAGUGGACCACACGGGUGGUACAAGAGAAAAUUGCGAACCCUGGAGAGUGUGGCCUUCACAACGCAUCAGAUAACACACUGCGCUUCGUGAAGGAGAACUUCCUGGCUGAUGAAAGUGUUCCACCGGCCAAUAAGGGCCUGACUUUGGUGUCACCUGAUCAGAGCUACCGAAACAUUGCAGCUCAGAGAGUCCGUGGAGCCCGCGGCAAAGUGUACACUGUGCUUUAUCUGCUAACAGAUUCAGGGUACCUGCACAAAGCUGUGAUCCUGGAGAAAGGUGCACACAUCAUUGAGGAGAUCCAAGUGUACCAUCAACCUCAGCCAGUGACAAAUCUCCUGCUGUCAAUCUCACGGGGGGCAGUGUUGAUAGGCUAUGCAGAAGGGGUGGUGUCAGUACCUGUGUCCAACUGUUCAUACUACUGGAGUUGUGCUGAAUGUAUUUUAGCCAGAGACCCCUUCUGUGGCUGGGACCCUGCAAUGAAAGUCUGCACAGAUGCAACCAGUCAACAGUCUGUUGUUCAGGAUGUAGAGGGGGGUAAUGUUUUCGAGCAUUGUAAAUCUGCUACACCCAGGUUACGGGCUGAUCUGCCUGUGUCCACCUCAAGUGAGGUCCUGUCUGUGUCUCUGAACGAGGUGGUGCACCUGCAGUGCCCAGAAGCAUCACAACUAGCCAAGCGCUAUUGGGAGCGUCCGAACAGUCAGCUGUCACCCAAAAUCUACAUUCAGCUAGACAACGGCAGCCUCAGUUUCGUCGCAACCCCAUCCACCCUGGGUCCUUACCAGUGCCAGGCUGAAGAAAACAACUACACCCAAACUCUGGUCAUCUAUCAGGUUAAACAAAAACGCCACACCACCAACACACAAGCCGUCCCCACACCAUCACAUCAGCCACAUAUCAUCCCGGAUGAUGAGACGGAAAGCAGAUCCUCAGUCUUCACUACCAAAUGGACGACACCCAGAUGGACCAAGCCUCAGCCUAAACCUGAAAGUCCAGAGCCUACGGUCACACAAAACGAUACGCCGGUGCUUACCACAAGCAGCAGCAGAAACUUCACUCACUCGUCUGUAUCAGAGGAGAAGAAACCACGGGUGAUGGUUGAGCCCGGAGGAAAUUUUGAGGUGGCUGACAAGCCCACUUACCUGAAGGAGUUGGUGGUGGUUUCUGUCCUGUUAGCUCUGUGCAUUAGUGCUUUGCUAACCAUCGCGCUGUACAGGUUUCGGUUACCGUGCCCCAUCAGGACUGUCCGGCAUAUGGAUGCCGAAAGGGGAGGAAGCGUUACGUCCCAGGAAAGAGAGUCUCUUCGGGAACAGUCGCCACAUGUGGAGAAACGAAAUGGGCAGUCCCAAAAUGGCCAGGCGCAUAACGGUAAAUCACCCAUCACACUCAGCAACAACAUGCUGAACGGAUCCAACGGACACUUACCCAACACACCCAUCUGAGGGCUUCCCUCACUUCCUUACAUUUUAAACUAUGCUCUCUUUUCUGAGCCAUAAUCGGGCUUCUGCUGUGUAAAAACUUGAGCCCUGUAGCCGAACCACUUCAAAUGGCACAUUAAAACUUCAAACAAAGCUUUGAGCUUCACGACUCAACACGCCGACUGCUCUCUGACCUCUCUGUGAGUGGAUACUUAUGUUUAUUUUCAGUUUGUAAAUAUUGAAGCUGUAAAAUUGUGACUGAACUGUAUCCUUUAGUGUAUUUUGUUUUAUUGGUCGUAUGUCUCUCUUAAACCACUUUUAGGAAUAUUUUACCCAAAAAAUUGUAUUCUGUCAUUAUUUAUUCACUACCGUGUCAUUCCAGAUCUACAGUAUGUGCUUUUAUUUAUUUCUGUGGAACACAGAGGUGAGAUUUUUUUGUCCUGCUCUUUGGAAAUAGAAAUAUUACUCCAAAAAGGACAAACAAAAACAAAAGUGCUAGAUGUAAUUGUUCAAUAUUAUUCAGAGCUACUAAAGUUAUACAAUAGCAUUAUGUGAAGGAUUCAAAUUCCAGUUAUUUACCAAUAAAUAUUUAAUAAUAAUCUGAAAUCACGUUCACUAUCAGAUUCAAUGACAUGAGGGUGAGUAAAUAAUGUACUUUUUUGGGGGUGAACUGUAAUUUUAAAGGGAUAAUUCACCCAUAAAUCUAAAUUAUUUCAUUAUUCUGUCAUUAAUCACCCAUAAAAUUGUUAUAAACCUCUAUAAUUUCUUUGUUUUGCUGCACCAUUGACUUCUAUAGUAGGAAAGAAAGAUGCAAUGGAAGUCAAUGGUGCCCAAAUACUGUUUGGUUACAAACAUUGCUUAAAAUAUCUUUAUUUGAUUUCAGCAGAACAAAAAACAAAUGUAUAAGUGUGUAACAACUUGAGGGUGAGAAAAUCAUGACAGAUUUUCAUUUUUGGGUGGACUAUCCUUUAAGUGAACCGAGCCAUAACUUUGGUAAAAUGUCAUGUUUUUAUUGAUCACUUGAACUUAUUUUUACUUGAUCAGUUCUUAUUAUUUUAUUAAAGAUUCACACAUGGUAAAAACGAAAUAUCCCUAGCUGUCACUGGGGCCAUAUGUUUUCAAAAAGUACAUCUUUGCACCUAAAGAGGUACAUCAUAUUGGUACCAAAUCUAUACAUAUGUGUACCUAAAUUCUACAUAUUAGGACCUUAAAGGUACUGCCCCAGUUACAGCUAGGGACUAUUUUUUUCUGACAUCUGUUUGUGAUACAGGCGAUGAAUGUGAAUGAUAUGUUUGUAAGAGGCUGCAUAACUAAAAUCAAAGGUACUAAAGUUUCUGUUACUAGUUGCUAUAUCGACAUCAAACUUUCUUAGUCACUGCCUUUUGUUCUGUAUUCUUUUUAAAUCCCACAUUUUGAAAGAUACAUUUGUUUGACUUUUAAUGUAUUGCAUUUUAUCAUAUUUGUACCGAUGCAAAAAUUAAGGUUUUAAAAAAAGAUUUUAUUUAAUUGCUGUACAUUUUGUGUUUGUGUAUGUAUGGGUACUGUUGGUUUUGUUGAAAUGUUUUUAUAUUGUUUAUAGAUAAAUAUAAAUAUACCAAUAUAAAAACAAAACUCAAAAGUAUUAUUUUGGUACUGUGGACAUGAUAAAGAGGCCACUUUGCUAUUAUUAGGGUUGAUUGCAAUCAAUAUCCUCCUAUAGUGGAGCUGAAUGAAUUCAGUCGUAUGGAUUUUUUUCUUCAACAGCUUGUGAAUGUGUUAUGGAAUGGUACUGGAGAAAUCAUUUCAAUUGUGAUAUUGCCAAAUUUGAGUUUUGUAAAACAAAUGAAGAAAUUUCUGUUUUAAUGGUUCAGAGAAUAAUUACACUUUUUUUCUCGAAUAACUAGUUAAUAUGUGAACCACUGUUUUUUAAUAUUUUGUUUAUUUUUAUAAUAAGCUUAAAGGCUUUAAAAUGUUUUAAAAAUAAAAGAUGUGGAUUUAAUAA